This is a messenger RNA of Didymodactylos carnosus, 1071 nucleotides long. The record is from the annotation of a GenBank genome assembly. Lineage: Eukaryota; Metazoa; Rotifera; Eurotatoria; Philodinida; Philodinidae.
AUGAUAAACAGUGAAAGAUAUCAAAUGCAUCAUGUUCAAACAUAUAUCACUAUUAUUAUUAUUAUUGCUUAUUUUUUAAUUCCCUAUUCAAAUAGUUUUAUUAUUGAAGAACGUUAUUGUUUAUAUUUUCUUUUACAAACACUAUUGGUAUUGAAAUUAUUCUCUUCUUCCAAUAUUAUAAAAUAUAUUCUAUUAAUGUGUUUAGUCUACUUAACUCGUCUGUUUUUUCUUUGUCGUGAAGAAAAUCAACCACAAUGUCAAGAUCAAUUUGGUCUUCUUGUAAAAUUAAACGAUAAUGAUCAAUCGAUUAUUUAUCUUGCCAUUGUUUGUUCAGGAAUAUUUUCAAUUGGACUUCUGACCAGGCGUAACUAUUACAAUUUUCGAUCAUCCGGUAUCAUUUAUAUCAUUUCUAUUUUAUCGAUUUUUCUUUAUUGGAUAAAAUUUCCGUACUCAACAUUAUUAGUAUUCUACAUCAGUAUUCUUCUGCAAAUAUGUUGUUUAGGAAUCUCACGAACCCACUCAUUGUUCAUAUUGUAUCCAUUAUUAAUAUUUGUUACAGGUUAUAAACUAUCAUUGUCCAUUACAUUACAAGCAUCUAUUUAUUUUGUUCUUAGUCAAAUACUUGAUCGUAAACAAAUUAUUUCUCUACAAAAUAUUUUAUUAUUAUCUUUAAUGGGUGAAUAUUUUUUUUAUUCAACAGCUCAUCAACCAGUUUUAUCACAAAUUCGUUGGCAAGCCGCAUUUCAUGGUCAAUCAUCAUCGGAUAUUAUUGAUUCAUUUUUUAUUCGUGGUAUUUUUGUUCUAUUAGAAACAUUUUCAAAUCAGAUACUUAAUGUGAUAUUUUUAAAAUAUUUAGAUAAUAAUAAACAUCAACUAUUAACAAAUGUAUUAUGUUUAGAUUGUUGGAAAAUAUUAAUGACAUCUACUAGUGUAUUUAUUCUUCGAAGACAUUUAAUGUUAUGGAAAAUAUUUUGUCCAAGAUUUUUAUUUCAAUGUGUAGCAUUUAUUGUCAAAUAUAUCGUUGUAAUACUAAUACCACGAACGUUAGAUAAUAAAAAAUUAUUAGAAUGA